AUGGCAAUCGAGUUAGUCCUAUUCAUCGUCUUCCUUGUUUUGGCAUUCUUAAUCUCGAGACACUUCCGUGUGAACCACCGCCUUCCUCCGAGCCCAUUAGCCUUGCCCAUCAUCGGGCAUUUCCACCUCCUCAACCCCCUCAUCCACCGUUCAUUCCACGACCUCUACCUACGCUUAGGUCCUAUUUUCUCUCUCCGCCUCGGCUCGGUCCCAUGCGUUGUGGUUACGUCACCGGAGUUGGCAAAAGAGUUCCUCAAAACACACGAGCUCUCCUUCAUGAACCGAACUGCUAAUAUCGCAGCUGCAAGCAUGACCUACAAUGCUUCGUUUGCAUUUGCAUCCCACGGCCCGUAUUGGAAGUUCGUUAGGAAGCUCAGCACCAACGAGCUCCUCAGCAGCCUAAGUGUGGACAAGUUUCUUUCAAUUCGAAACCAAGAGUACGUGAGGGUUUUUAGAAUGUUGGCCAAGAAAGCAGAGGUGUGUGAACCUGUCAACUUCAGUGAAGAGCUACCAAAGGUCGGCCACAACAUUAUGGGGAAGAUGAUGCUGGGGAAAUAUUCAAGUGCUUCGCGAGCAGCGAGGUUCAGGGUGGUGGUCCGAGAGGCUACUAAGAUAUUUGGAGAGUUCAACUUUAGUGAUUUUAAUGGGAUUUGGAAGAAGUUCGAUUUGCAGGGAUUCCAAAAGAGAAUCGAUGCCACACAUAAAAAGUUUGAUAAUUUGGUGGAGGAGAUUAUUGCUGAACGUCAAGAGUUGAGGAAGAUGAAACUUCAUGGAGACAACAGUGCUAGUGCUGAAGAAAAGGAUGUCAAGGGCUUUCUUGACGUAAUUCUUGACAUGGAAGAGGAGUGUAAGAGCUCUAAUGAGAAUUCGGAGGUCGAGUUUACAAGAAAUCAUGUUAAGGGUCUCAUUACGGAUCUGUUUACGGCUAGCAUUGACACGACGUCCAUUACAAUGGAAUGGGCGCUAGCAGAGGUCAUCAAUCACCCAGAGGUGCUCAAGAGAGCAAGAGAAGAGAUAGAUCGAGCAGUUGAAACAGGAAGAUUAGUCGGAGAAUGGGAUCUUCCAAAUCUUCCUUACAUCCAAGCCAUCCUAAAAGAAACAUUAAGGCUGCACCCACCCUUGCCUUUAGUUCCUAGAAUAUGCACAGAAGAAUGCAAGCUCGACAACUAUAUCUUUCCAGAAAAGACAUUGUUAUUUGUGAACAUUUGGGCUAUGGGAAGGGAUCCUAAGAACUGGGAGAACCCAUUGGAGUUUAAACCUGAAAGGUUUUUACAACUCGACGGGAGCCUCACAAACGAAGUAGAUAUUAAAGGUCAACAUUUCCAAUUACUUCCAUUUGGCACUGGAAGGAGGAUGUGUCCUGGCUUGCCGUUAACCAUGAAAAUGCUACCGACCCAGCUUGCAGUUAUGAUUCAGUGUUUUGAUUUCAAAGUUACUGGAACACAAUGCAAUAAUACAAGUAAUGAUAAGGUUCUUGAAAUGGAAGAAGGACCAGGAUUAACAGUUCCCAGGGCUUCUGAUCUUGUCUGUGUUCCAGUUGCCCGCUUCAGCUCACUAAUGGAAUAUCCUUGAUCCCUAGG
This is a messenger RNA of Argentina anserina (silverweed cinquefoil), 1580 nucleotides long. RefSeq names its product licodione synthase-like. Gene Ontology annotation, molecular function: oxidoreductase activity, acting on paired donors, with incorporation or reduction of molecular oxygen; monooxygenase activity; heme binding. The transcript is spliced from 2 exons. NCBI's taxonomy places the organism in Eukaryota, Viridiplantae, Streptophyta, Magnoliopsida, Rosales, Rosaceae. The coding region runs from base 1 to 1572 and encodes 523 amino acids. The record is from RefSeq and is a predicted model, not a curated record.